CCACCCACAAGGGCCACAACCCUUUCCUACACCACACUCCCCCCCUUCAUUUCUUGCUGUUUAUAUUGUAUGUGUAUAUAUACUGUUGAUUACGAUCCCAAAUUCUCAUCAAUUUGUCUCUGUUUCCAACAAUUUUUCAAAACCCACUUCUAAAUCAGAAGCCAGUGAUGAAGCGUGCCAAUAUUGGCGAAGAUCUUCCGUCGACGGUGGAAGAUCGGAAAAUGAAAAAGAUUAAGAUCGACGAUGAAGAAGGAGAAGGGGGUAUUGGUAAAGGGAGUGGGUUCAUGAAUCUGGACAACAAUUUGUUGUUUGAGGUGUUUAAGCACGUUGAUGCGAAGACUCUGGCUAUGGCUGGCUGUGUGAGCAAGCAGUGGCAUGACACGGCCCAGGAUGAACGCCUCUGGGAGCUGAUCUGCACCAGGCACUGGGCCAACACCGGCUGCGGUAAUCAACAGCUGAGAUCUGUGGUUCUCGCCCUUGGGGGAUUUCGUCGCCUUCACUCGCUUUACAUCUGGCCUCUCUCCAAGCCCCAAUCGUCCUCAUCCUCUUCCCCGUCUUCGUCUGCAAUCGCAUCGCCGUCGUUGGCAACGACCCGGACGUCGUCUUGGGGUCCGUUCCCGCCGAUGAUAAACUCCAAACCGCCAACGCGUUGGGGAAAAGAUGAGGUCAAUCUCUCGCUCUCACUUCUCUCUAUUCGUUUCUAUGAGAAGAUGAAUUAUUCUAACAGAGGCAGAUGAUUUUUUUUAUUAUUUUAUUUUAAUAUUUCUAAUCUGUAAUAUUAUCCCUAAUCUCAUAUUUCAAACCUUUGAGCACUUUUUAAUGUCCUUUGAUUUGAUUUUGUUUAAUUUGUUAUGGGUUUUGGCAAAUAGAUCUGUAAUUUUUGCCUUUAUGCUGCUUGCGUUUAACUCUUCAAUUCCAAAUGUUGUGUACUGAAUCUAAUAUUUUUGCAGAGAAUUCACGUAA
Humulus lupulus (European hop) is the source of this 963-nucleotide messenger RNA. RefSeq names its product F-box protein GID2. The transcript has a single exon. Gene Ontology annotation, molecular function: protein binding. The record is from RefSeq and is a predicted model, not a curated record. Bases 168 to 737 code for a protein of 189 amino acids. Gene Ontology annotation, biological process: regulation of gibberellic acid mediated signaling pathway. Gene Ontology annotation, cellular component: SCF ubiquitin ligase complex. NCBI's taxonomy places the organism in Eukaryota, Viridiplantae, Streptophyta, Magnoliopsida, Rosales, Cannabaceae.